UUCCUGCACAAACACACAAUUGAUGUAGCAUUAGCUAUUGCUAGGUGGACUCAAAGUUGCGUAUCCAUUGGUCUCCCAGUCCCAAAAAAGCAAAAGGUUAUGACUCAAUUAAUAAUGAUCAAGGGCUAUAAUUCCGACUUUCGUUAACAAGACAAAUGAACAAAAACAUUUAGUUAGAAAGGAUAUUUUGUUGAGAUAGGUGAACUGUUGUGCUCAGACCAAUGGUAUAUUAUGCUUCUAAGUAAAAUGCAAAAAAGACCGUCCAUCAGGAUUGAGUUACAGGUAAUUUGAAAGGACAUUCGACACACUUUUAAUACGUACUUCCAACUUUCUACGCAAACACAACAUUAAUGUAGCAUAAUCUAUUUCUAGGUGGAGUUAUAGUUGCUUAUCCCCGGUCACACGGUCCCAAAGAAAAAAAAGUUAUGCUUCAUUAAGCAUGAACAACGGCUACAAUAUCUUGACUUUCAUUAAAAAACAGAAUACAUGAAUCAAACUUGUACAUAAUUAGACAGGAUAUUUUGUUCCUGCAUACUAAAUUAUCACAUGGUGAUUAGGAUUGACUUUGAGAGAGUUCAUAUUGAUUGGCAGAAGCUAUAGAUUGAAAAUGCAAACUCAAAAUGUAGCACAAGUAUAGCUAGAUGGGCCCGUUGUUGGAAAAAUAAAACAGAAAUAAUAUUCACCGCCUAUGACAACAACAUUAAUGGAGCACUAAGACAUGGUAAUCAACAAGAAUAGAAAGAUAACAAAAGACAAAAAAUCACAAGUCGAGAGGAGCAAAUUAACUACUAUAGUAAUGAACUUUACACUUGCUAGUCCCGAGUAAAAUACUCAAGAGACUACAGACUCGAAUAAAAGAACCCGCUUUACUCACGAAUUAUUUUCUUACCGUGCUUGUGAUAUUUCUCACUGCUUUUGCUCUAUCUCGGUGUGUCUUCAACUAAGGUUUGAGGAGAAUCUACUCACAGAUGAGCAGAGCCGUGGGCUCAAAGAAUACUACCUUCCAUCACAUAUACCAAACUUGGUCAUCAAGAACCUCCGCCAACCAAGUUAAUUGGCACAGGCCAAUUAAUGAGUCACAGUUGCUAAUUAAUGACACGGUACAGAUUGUGGUUACCUAUAUAGUAGCGAAUUUUAUAUAAAGUGGUGGAAGCAAAGGCUUUUAGAGAACAACGAGUGGGGCAAAGCUACAACUAAGUACCUAGUUUCUCAAGAUUUGUGUUGAAGGAACAAAACAAUGGCUACUAAACCUGGCAUUCUCACAGAGUGGCCAUGGGCACACCUUCGGAAAUUCAAGUACUUGCUUUUGGCACCAUUUGUGGGUCAUAGCAUUUACUCUUUCAUCAUGAGCAAAGAUGAAAGCCAAAGGGACAUCUCAUACAUAUUCAUACUCCCAUAUCUACUCUCGAGAAUGAUUCACAACCAGAUAUGGACAUCUCUAUCUCGCUACAGGACUGCUAAGGGUAAUAAUCGGAUUCUAGACAAGAGCAUUGAAUUUGAUCAAGUUGAUCGAGAAAGCAACUGGGAUGAUCAGAUCAUACUUAAUGGGUUGGUAUUCUACAUUGCGUACCUGAAGUUCCAACAGACUCAUCACUUGCCUUUGUGGAGAACUGAUGGGAUCAUAAUAACUGCCUUGAUGCAUAUCGGUCCAGUGGAGUUUCUCUAUUACUGGCUUCAUAGAGCUUUUCACCACCAUUUUCUCUACUCUCGUUAUCAUUCACAUCAUCACUCCUCCAUUGUUACUGAGCCCAUCACUUCUGUCAUUCAUCCGUUUGCUGAGAUCGUAGCAUAUUUAACGCUCUUUCUUAUACCAGCGACCACAACACUUUUCACUGGAACUGCUUCUAUAGCUUCACUUGGUGUUUACACCACCUAUAUUGAUUUCAUGAACUAUAUGGGGCAUUGCAACUUUGAGCUCAUUCCUAAGUGGAUGUUCUCUAUGUUUCCCCCUCUCAAGUACUUGAUGUAUACGCCCACGUUCCACUCACUACAUCACACUCAAUUUAGAACAAAUUAUUCGCUUUUCGUGCCAAUGUAUGACUAUCUGUAUGGUACAGUGGACACGUCAUUAGAUACAUUGUAUGAAAAGUCACUUGAGAGGAAAGCUGAAUUACCUGACGUGGUGCACCUAACACAUCUAACAACCCCAGAAUCUAUCUACCAUCUCAGAUUAGGGUUUGCAUCCUUGGCCUCGAAGCCCCACGCUUCCAAGUGGUAUAUCUUGUUAAUGUGGCCUGUUACGCUAUGGUCAUUUUUUAUUACUUGGAUUUAUGGUCAAACAUUUGUUGUCGAGAGAAAUUUAUUCAGGAAUCUUAAACUACAAACUUGGGCUAUCCUAAAGUACAGGAAACAAUACUUUAUGCAAGGGCAAAGAGAUACUAUUAACAAUUUGAUUGAGGAAGCCAUCGUGGAAGCUGAUCAGAAAGGCAUAAAAGUUUUGAGCCUUGGACUCCUAAAUCAGGAAGAGCAGCUGAACAAUAAUGGUGAACUUUACAUAAGGAAAAAUCCUCAGUUGAAAGUGAAGGUGGUUGAUGGAAGUAGUCUAGUUGUUGCUGUGGUCCUAAACUCCAUUCCUAAAGGAACUUCGCAAGUGGUCCUUAGAGGUCGUUUGUCCAAAGUUUCUUGCUCCAUCGCCCUUGUCUUGUGCCAAAGAGGAAUUCAGGUUAUCAUGUUAGAUGAAGAAGAGUACAAGAGACUUAAAGCAAAGGUUACCCCUGAGGCUGCAACUAAUUUGGUCAAGUCAAAGACCUAUUUAUCAAAGAUAUGGCUAGUAGAUGAUGGAUUGAGUGAAGACGAACAACUGAAAGCUCCAAAAGGAACAUUAUAUAUUCCUUUUUCACAAUUUCCACCAAGAAAAGCUCGCAAGAAUUGCUUCUACUUCCACACACCAGCCAUGAUUACUCCAAAACAUCUUGAAAAUGUAGACUCUUGUGAGAAUUGGCUGCCAAGAAGAGUGAUGAGUGCCUGGAGAAUAGCUGGAAUUUUGCAUGCAUUGGAAGGUUGGAAUGAGCAUGAAUGUGGUGACAUGAUGCUUGAUAUUGAGAAAGCGUGGAAAGCUAGUCUUGAUCAUGGUUUUCGCCCAUUAAAAAUGACUUCUGCUGCUUAACAAAGGGUUAAAAUUAUAUUUAGACUGCUCCUAUUAUUAUUGUAUCUUGGAUCUGUGGUGACUUAGAACCUUGUAAAAUAUUUCCUCCCAACACUUUUGCAACAGAACUAGUUUGUUGCUCAAGGUGUUGCCUUCUAGAAGUUCUUCCAAGAAAAGUUACACUUUCGUUGGAUAAAUAAAAAGCAGGUCCAAUGCUAA
Nicotiana attenuata is the source of this 3304-nucleotide messenger RNA. Its product is annotated as protein ECERIFERUM 1-like. Gene Ontology annotation, biological process: lipid biosynthetic process. The transcript has 10 exons. Gene Ontology annotation, molecular function: oxidoreductase activity; iron ion binding. The record is from RefSeq and is a predicted model, not a curated record. Lineage: Eukaryota; Viridiplantae; Streptophyta; Magnoliopsida; Solanales; Solanaceae. Bases 1238 to 3106 code for a protein of 622 amino acids.